Acaulospora morrowiae is the source of this 140-nucleotide messenger RNA. The record is from the annotation of a GenBank genome assembly. Lineage: Eukaryota; Fungi; Glomeromycota; Glomeromycetes; Diversisporales; Acaulosporaceae.
AAAUUCUGAAAUCACUAUUGGUCAGACGAUCGAACAUACUGAAACAAAAGCAAGUGGCAUCGCAUAAUCCAAAAUCGAAUUCCGUACCGAGGCUGAACGAAUUAUUUUCCACUUUAGACAUGAAGGACAAACCGCCAUGA